This is a messenger RNA of Nannochloropsis gaditana CCMP526, 1230 nucleotides long. It is a transcript of the gene LPAT, whose product is annotated as lysophosphatidylglycerol acyltransferase. The transcript has a single exon. Gene Ontology annotation, molecular function: acyltransferase activity. The record is from RefSeq and is a predicted model, not a curated record. The coding region runs from base 1 to 1230 and encodes 409 amino acids. Gene Ontology annotation, cellular component: endomembrane system.
AUGAGCACGUCUCUUUCAGCCCCUCCUCCAACCAGGGAGAGUGGGCAUGUGGGUUCCCGCCCUAAUUCGACAAGCCAGGAAAAGAAGGAAGGAAGCAAGCGUAGAUAUGCAAAGGAAGUCUCAGACUCCCUCUGGGCGGAUGCAUUGGCAUAUUUACUUGCCAUCGUCAUCCUCCUCAAUUUCUGGUCGGCAGCGUUUUUGGAACUGGUUAUGUACGUCGUUUUCUAUCCGCUGUGUCCAUCGAUCUGGUACGUGACACGCAUUUUGGGCGUGAGAUUCGGCUGGCUUUUCCCCAUGCUGUGCCUGAAGUGGUCCAACGUGCGCAUCCGCAUGACGGGCAAGGGAGCCGCAGCCACCUCCUUGGGAGCAAUCCCUCCCUCCCCCUUCUCCUUCUCCUCCUCUUGGCAACGCUACCGAGACCUCUUGACGCCAGGGAAGCUGCCCAGGGCCUUAAUCAUGAUCAAUCACUUGUCCUGGGCGGAUACCUUUGUCCUUUCCCCCUGGCUCCACGCCCACAACAGCGUGAACGGAGACACUUGCUGGCCUAUGUGGAAAGGGUUCAUGCAGAUGCCCUUGGGGUGGAUCGCAUACAUGUCCGAAUGCCCCGUAUUGGGGUACGGGAAAGAAGUGGAUUUGAAAACGAUUCACAGGAGCGUGACACGAUUUUUCGAACGGCGGAUGACCAAAUUUUUCCUCUUCCCGGAGGGCGCCGUGUUCAGAGAAGAAAUGCGGUCGAAGUCACAUCAAUACGCGACUGCCAACAAGCUCCCUUUGCUGGAUCAUUGCCUUCUCCCAAAGCACGGUGCCUUUUACCGGGCGGGAAAGGAACUGCACCGGCAAGGAAUGACGACCCUGGUGGACCUGACCCUGGCCUACCCCCCUGCGUCCUCCCUGUACGACGCUCCCUUCAACGUCCUUGACCUGGUCAAACGGCACGCAAAGCCCCUGUACCUCCCCCUGCAUGUCCGCACUUUUGCCAUGUCGGAGGUGCCCUGGGACGAGGAAGGGAAGGUGCAGGAUUGGCUGAACCAACGCUUUAUGGAGAAAGACAAAAUGUUGGAGGAGUAUUACCAGAACAACGGAGGGGCCUUGGUGGAGGGUGCGGUAGAAGAAGGCUCGCGCUGGCAAGACCUGUUGAUGGAUCUCUGUGUGUGGAUUGUCCUUCAGGCGGUCAUGUACGGAGCUCUGUUGUACCUUGGGAGAAGAAUGCUGGGAUAUGGGCCGGUGUGA